GACAUUUUAAAUUUGUUUUAGGUGUUUAAAAUGCAGAAAUCGCUUUUAUAUCACGAAAUAAACUAUUCCCGGUAUAUUUCAUCUUUAAAACGAGAUAUUCGAAAUAUUGAUAAACAAAAUAUAAACAAAGAUGAACUAAAUCUUUUUCAAAAGGUGAUUGAAAAGCAUCAAAAUAAAAUUGUUGAAAUUUAUGAUUAUAUCGAUGGAAAUCAAAUAGAUAUCGAUCUUUUAGAUGUUUUAAUAAAUUUGCCAUUAAAAUAUGAAUCAUAUAAAGUUUUAUCGCAACAAUUAAAACAUAGUUUUAAAACUUCUUUACCUGGUUUAUCAAAAAUUUACGAUAAAAUACAAGAUGUAACCGAAAAAAAUUACAUUUCCGCCGAUGUUUUAUAUUCUUCUUAUAAUACUUAUGAUAUUCGCAAAUAUUUUAACACAUUAAAACAAUACGGAAAACUAGAAAAAGUUUAUAACGAAUUUAAAGAGCUAUACGAUACAGAUAAAGAUGGCGCUUUAAAUUUAGAUCACAUCCUAAACGAAAAAUUGUUAGAAAUUCAAGAUAUUUGUAUAUCAUUUAAAGUUGAUGAAAGAAAAGAUUACACACUUUACAUGCAAAAAUUAUUAAAAUAUCUUCGAGAAUUCGCCAAAAUCCUUUUUUCCGAAAAAAAUAACGAAGAUUUAAUAUCGAAAGGAAAAGAAGUUUCCGUUUUUGAAAUUCUUAAUCAUAAGAAACCUGAUAUUACUUGCAACUUACUGUAUAGAAGAAACCUAGAUGGUGCUGAAUUCGACGAAUUAUUUUGCAAAUUAAAAUUAGAUCUUCCUUACCACAUAACGUAUAUUUCAUUUCCUCAAAUAACCUUUGAUAUUCGAGGUAAUAUUGAAUCAACCGUAAACUCAACUUUACAGAAACCCCGACAAGAUGUAAUUAAUUACGUACAACGUAGAAGCUGGUUCUUAGCUUUUUUAAUCAACAAUAUUCACGGUCUAAAUGACACAAAAAUUGAACGUAACGAAGUUCGAGUUAAAGUUUUUAUGAAUUUGAUGAAUUUACCUGAUAUACAAAGAUUAAAAAAAUUAUUUAAUAAUAAUGAAACUCUUACGAUUCUUCAUCAAGAUUAUAGUUUCUUUUUAAAAAAUUAUUUCGACGAAUUAUUAUUAACGAGUGAAUCUUCGGCUCUUUGCGAUGAAGGAUACAUUAAAUUAAAAUUACCAAAAGAUACAACUUGGAAGUGUUUGUACGAACUUGUACUUACAAUACCAGAAAAAGAUAAACACGAAGAUAUCGAUAAUUUAAGAGACAUACUUUUAUGUAAUUUAAUUAAAGAAAAAAAUGAGGAAAAUUAUUGGAGUUUUGUUAGGUACAUUACCAACGACGAUUUGAGAAUGCGAAUUAUUAUGGAAGAAAUGCAACAUUGGCCAGGGGAAUUCUGUGUUGACGUUUUGAAAUCGCAAAUUUCUAAAUAUCAACAUCCAAGUGAAAUUGAAAGAUUAAUGUUGAGAUUUAAACAACUUGAAAUUUAUAUUAAGAUAAAAGAUCGCUGUAAUUAUUUAUCAUGGUUUGAAGUGGAUGAACUUUGUGUUAAUGAUCCUGAAAAGGUUAUGAUAUCCAUUUUACAGACAACUGAUUUGGACAUUUUAAUGAAUUAUUUCUAUUUACAUCCACCACACGAAGAUUUAUUAUUAAAUAUAACAGAACAGCAUUUAUUAAAUUAUUUCAACAAAUACUCAUUUUAUAAUAUCCGCCAACUCUUAGAUAUUUUACCUAAAAGGCACUGCAUAAAUAUCUCAAUAAAAUUAUUUUCUCUUCUUAAAAACUUAAUAAACCUUAAUUUCAUCGUAAAUUAUCUUCUGGGAAUAAACGAAUUUGAUGUUUCCUUAAAAAACAUUCAAAUAUCAUCAAGAAUUCUCCAAAAGUUUACUCCAGAAGAAGUCGAACAAUCCUGGAGUUUAAUCGACCAACCUUUAAGCAUUUUAGAAAUGCUCCUUAUGAACACUCGUUUAGAAAAAUUUGGUGAAGUCUACAUCAAUAUUCAACACGAUAUUGAAAAUACCGAAUUCGAUGAAAGUGUGAUGUCAGUUGAAAAAAUUGAUGAAUUAUUACGGGAAUACGCCGAAAAAAGUUUAGAUUUUAAAGUCGUCGGAAGGACCCCACCUAGUGGAAGUACUGAAAGUAAAUUAAUGCUUUCAAUUGACUCGAAUUGUUUGGAACCGAAAAAAUUUCUCGUUCCCGAUAAAGUUCCGGAAAAAUCUAAUUGGAUUCCCGAUAACGAAAUUGACGAAUGCAUGUGUUGUCGUCACACCAGAUUCUCCAUGUUCAAUCGACGACACCAUUGUAGGAGAUGUGGAAGAGUGAUUUGUUGGAGUUGUUCGUCGAAAAGGAUGACUGUUGAUACUUAUGGGGAUGUUUUAGUACGAGUUUGCAACGACUGUUUUGAACAAACCCAAAAAACUGAAGGAACUAGAAUUAUUACGGAAGAAUAUUGGAUAUUAAAUGGAAAUUUAGAACAUGAUUCUUUAGUUCGACAAGAAUUUUCUUUCGAAAAUGCGCCAAGCGUUAUGUUGUGCUUAUCGAUUUUAAAACAUCAUUCGAAAUCCGAAGAAUAUCCGAAAUUUUUACUUCAACAAUGUGAAAAUAUACUCACUAUAUUAAGGCCACACAAAUAUAAAAGAUCAGAAGAAAUUGACUAUAAUUUAAUAAUUAAAAUGCUUAAAGCUUUGGCGAUUGCUGCAAAAGUGAUGUCAAAUCAAUGUAUGUUUCAAUGGGGAGCAUCUUUAGCGGAUAAAAUCAUGUCGCAAGCGGAAAUGUUGGGUCUAUUAGCGGAGAAUAGAUAUUUAGAUUUAUUACCACCUCCUUCUCAAACACAGUCGUCUCAUUUAAAUACUUCUGUUUUGCGGAGUGUUAGAGAUAAGUUAUUAGAAUUGGAACAAUGGAGUUUAGGGUUGGAAGUUUCUACAAAGGCUGGAUUAGAUACAACUGGAAUAUUUGCCAUGUGGGGUAAAAGUUUUCUUCAAGCAGGAAACCUUCAAUUAGCUCGCCAAAAAUUUAAAAUGUGCUUCGAAAAAACCACCCAUUUCGAUUUGGAUCGAUUGAGUCUUUCAGAAAAUCAGUCUCUUCGUUCAAACCGUUCUUAUUACCGAACUUUAACGGAUAAUAAAAAAAUUCUAAAAGACCCGCUUCUUUUAACCGAAAUAGUACAAAUUCUUGAAUCGAAAAUAGACAGGAUUAAUCCGAAAUUAUACAAACAAUUUCCUUCAACUAGAUCAAUGUACGAAUCGACCUCAAGCCUUGCUAGUGUUUCGACAAUACUAAACGAUCAAAAGUAUCAAAAUGAAGAUGCUGUAUGUAUUAUGAACGAUCUAUUAAGUUUGGAAGCGAUCGAGCAAGGAAAUUACGCCCCAAGUAAUUUUACGAUUGAUGAAAAUUGCGAAUUUUAUAAACCGCAUAUUGAAAAUAUUUUCUAUGAAGAAUGUGUGUAUUAUUUGAAUAAAUACGGAAGCGCGAUAAGUUUAUGCCAAUUUUAUGUUCGUCAUAAGGAUUUUUCCGAAGCACUUCUUUUUAUACACAAAAAUAAAUUAAGUAAAGAUAUUUUUAUAGAAAUUUAUAUCGAUUGUUUAAAAGAAGGUGUAAUCGAAUUACUUCAUAACGCAAUCGUUAAAAUCGAUCCUUCCUUCGACAUUUGGAAAGAAUAUAUCAAAAGUCUUUGCAUUUACAUGGAAAAACAGGCCAUGUUUAAUAGUUUGUAUCAGCUUCAGCAAUUUAUUGGUGAUUUCGUUCGCGCCGCUUUAACAUGUAUUAAAUUUUAUUCAUCUGACGUGACCAGUUUUUCUGAAUUAAAUACGAGAAACGAAUUUCUUUAUAAAGCGCAAGAACAUCUGAAGCAAGUUUUAGAACAAGAACAAUGGGUUGAUGUUACUACAGUUAAAACUAGUUUUUAUGGUUCGUUUUUAGAAGAAAAACCUAUUACAAAUGCAGCUCUUGUUAUGAAGUUGGACCAUAAAUCUGUAAAUUUACAUAUUAAUACGAUUGAUAAGCAAGUUGAGGUUGUUAAAUAUUUAAGUAAAUUUGAAAAUUCAGAAAAAACUGUGUUUGAUGUUAUAAAUGAUAUUUUAAUGGAAGAAAAUAAAUCAUUAACGAUUCCUACAUUAUUUGGAAAUGGAUAUGAAAAAAUAUUAAUUGCGGUUUUAUGUAUAGUUAUAAGUGAUAAUAUUUCUGAGGGUUUUAAUAUUACACAAAGCAUAAUUAAAGAUUAUAAAAUUAAAGCGACAAAAGUAUACCCUGAAGUAGGAAAAUUACUGGCUAAAAGACGAAAACUUGACGCUAUUCGUGACUUAGUAAACUGUAUGUACACUGAAAAUCAUAUGGUUAACAUCUGUGAUGAAAUGUUAGUGUUAACUGCCAAGGCCUUGGCACAAUACGAAGGCAGCGAUGCUGAAAUUGAAACAACUAUUAAACUUAUUUCGAAUCAUAAUAUCAAGAUAAACACGUAUAUAGAAACAAGACAGCUUCGAAGUGGAUUUCUUUUAGCAGCUAAACACAAUAAAACCUGUGAUGUGAUGAGAAUUUGUAGGGAGGCAGAAAUUUUAAAUCGACAAGAUGUGAUAAAGUUGUGUGAAAAAUAUUUGGAAUCACAUCCACAACCAAGUUUGAAAUAACUUUUAAAGAUUGUAUUAUAAAGAAGAAUUAUAAUGUGUACCAAAACAAUAUCUUAACAAAGGAAAUAAUUUUUUUUGAACAGAAA
This is a messenger RNA of Onthophagus taurus, 4733 nucleotides long. NCBI's taxonomy places the organism in Eukaryota, Metazoa, Arthropoda, Insecta, Coleoptera, Scarabaeidae. The record is from RefSeq and is a predicted model, not a curated record.